AUGGAUAGAUUUAUUACAAAAGAAUCAGGCGUUCCUUCCGGUAAUGCGGUACCGGUAGUUGAUCAAGGUCCUGCACUUGAUAUUAAUAUUGAAAAUGAUCUUAGAGAUGGUCAAACAGGGACAGAAAAUAAUGUUGACGAACAGGAAGUUCACACAAAUGUUGAAACAGAUAAUGAUGGUGAUGGUGAUAACAAUGAGGACAUUGGUGAUUCUUUUCAGCCUGAUAUAUUUGAUCCACGAUAUUGGGAUUCACUUAAUCCUAAACAGAUAGAUAUUUUAGCACAAAAGGGCCUUAGAAGAGACUUAUCAGUUUUGAAAGGUCCCAAGGAUAGGUAUUCUAGGAGGUUUUCUGCACUAUUCUAUACUAGAAUUCUACCAAAUGGAGAGCCUUGCGAUAGAGAUUGGCUUGUCUAUUCAAAGGAACUUGAUAGAGUAUUUUGCUUCGCUUGUAAAUUAUUCACAAAAGGGUACAGAAAGGGUCAAUUGGCAAAUGAGGGGUAUAAUGAUUGGGUACAUCUUGGUGUUAGGCUUAAAGAGCAUGAGACAAGUGCAGAUCAUGUUUUGAAUAUGACAACUUGGUAUGAGUUACGUAGUAGGCUGCAAAGUGAUCAAGCUAUUGACAAAACUGCUCAGCGACAACUUGAGAAAGAAAAAGACCACUGGAGAAAAGUAUUAUUCAAAAUUGUUUGCAUUGUUAAAUUUCUUGCCAAGCACAGUCUAGCAUUUCGUGGUACUAACAGCAAACUGUAUGAUGACAACAAUGGAAAUUUCUUAGGUUUGAUAGAGAUGUUGGCAGAAUUUGACCCAGUUAUCCAAGAGCAUGUUCGUCGUAUUACAAGUGAAGAAACUCAACUUCAUUAUCUUGAUCCAAAGAUUCAGAAUGAGUUGAUACACUUGCUUGCUUCUGCUAUUAAGUCUGAAAUUGUAAGGAAAAUUAAGAGAGCAAAGUAUUUCUCUGUCAUACUUGAUUGUACCCCUGAUGCAAGCCAUCAAGAACAGAUGUCUUUAAUUAUCAGAUAUGUGGAUUCAUCUUCAGAUAAUAUUUCCAUAGAAGAAUCCUUUCUAGGUUUUUUAGAUGUAAAUGAUACAACUGGACAAAGACUUUUUGAGGUGUUAGAGAAUGAACUAAAGUGUCUUGAUCUUGAUAUUGAUGAUGUGAGAGGCCAAGGUUAUGACAAUGGGUCAAAUAUGAAAGGAAAACAUCAAGGGGUGCAAAAGAGACUUUUGGAUGUAAAUCCCAAAGCUUUCUAUUCUGCUUGUGGGUGCCACAGUCUUAAUUUGACACUUUGUGACAUGGCCAAGACUUGUGGUCCAGCUAAAGAUUUCUUUGGAAUCAUCCAGCGCAUUUAUGCAACUUUUGCUAAUUCCACUAAGAAAUGGCAGAUUCUAAAAGAUAACAUAACAUCAUUGACUCUUAAGUCAGUUUCAGCUACACGAUGGGAGAGUCGUGUUGAAAGUGUUAAAGCUAUCAGAUUUCAAUGCGCCGACAUUCGAGAGGCUCUACUUCAGGUAUCUGAUGUUGAUAAAGAUCCAAAAACUAGCAGUGAGGCUAAAGGUUUGGCGAAAAAUGAACUUGGAGAAUUUGAAUUUAUAGUGGCAAUAGUCAUUUGGUAUGAGAGUGCUGCCGCCCUCUGCAUCUCGCCGAUAGCGUGGCGCAGGAUUCCGGAAGGCCCUGUGUGGCUAUCGAUUUUGAGAAAAGUGACGCUUGUCUACGUUCUAGAUCUACCCAAAAUCAGCGAUGCCACAAGUGACUGGCAGAAAAUUGGACCCUUCUCUGAAAUCGGACCAGGGCUUUUUUUUCCCAAAUUGGUGGCCACACAAGGACUAGAGCUUUCUUUCUGA
Messenger RNA from Striga hermonthica, 1842 nucleotides. Lineage: Eukaryota; Viridiplantae; Streptophyta; Magnoliopsida; Lamiales; Orobanchaceae. The record is from the annotation of a GenBank genome assembly.